AUGGAUGCGCCGCUGGACGGCUUGUCAUCGAUACAUUUUGCGCUCAUAUACAUUGACGAGAAUGGCAAGCUCCGGUUCGAAGCGUCGCCGUCUAUUGCGAAUAACUGCCAGUCUAUUCUAUCCCCUAAUGUAACCGAUACUUUCCUGAGAGCUGUGGCGUUGUCCAACAAAGGCAACCCCGGGGUGAUAGGUACAGGGUCUCCAAGAUCAAACCAAGACCAUAUGGGGGGUAAAAGCCCCCUCUCGCCCCAAUCGCCAGGAAUGCAUGACGCGAGUAGCUUAAGCCGCAAAAACUCAAUGUUUCAAUCGCAUCAGGACGGUCACCAGGGCAAGAGAAAGCGGGUGUCUCAUGAAUGCGUCGUGCCGAUGAGCAUCAACUGCCACCAAAAAACUAUGCUGCCGGUUCGCAAUCACAGCCUUCUGCGUAAAUACUACGAGAAGGCAUUCGAGAGCCUGCAGCAGAUUAACUGCCGGAUCCUUGCCAAGGCAUAUAUCAAGCUCGUUGAACCCCGCAAGCAGGUUAAUUAUCCGUAUAACGGACGCAAAAUCAUAUCUGGCUCCUCCCAGCAGUUCGACCCGGAGCUUACCAAGCCUGCUUGGUGGCCAUCGGGCGUCACCCAUCGGGAGCCUGACCAUCUUCUCAAGGCCGAGAGAAUCCGUUUGCUGGUGCACAUUCUCUGUGAAUUGCGCACCAGCCACGCAAUCUGCGUCGAGAAGCUAAAGGAAGCCGACCAAUCCAUUCGCCGCCAGAUACUACCCAGCGAGCGACUGCAAGUCCUAGACGAGAUAUACAGCGUUCGAGAAGAAGAGGAGGCCUACCUCGACGGCAGAAGCGGUACGUACUGCCUCCCCUCACCUUCUCCCAAGCCAGACCCUAACUUGUACCAAACAGAUGGACAAGCCGUCGUCUGCGUAUCCCGGGUAAACCUCCCAGACAUAACCGAAGCCCAAGCAAUGGGCUCACCCACCUCCGCCCUGAAAACCGACAUCAACCCCGUGUACCGCAAAGAGGUCCCAGACAUGGAAUCGCACACGUCCGUCUUCCCCUCAACCGGAAGCUCCCCAACAAGCGACACAACCAAACACAGCAUGGCGAGCACCAAGUCCGCCAGCAGCAUCAGCACAACAAACUGGGACCCCUGUCUCCCACCGUCGCUCCCCUCCCUGAACACACUGAAGCGCACCCGCCCCAGCGAGAGCACAUACUCCUUGGACUUCUCGACCAACAUGUUCCAGCAUGAACCCUCCACAACCUCCGUCUCCCUCGACCACUACCCCUUAAAGUACUACGGUGAUCCGCACUUGCAUCACCAGCACCCUCAACCCCUCCCCGUAAUGGGCAUGACAGGACCAACGGACCUAACGGGGUGCGCGAACCCGUACUAUUUCACCAGUUAUUGA
Molecule: messenger RNA, 1401 nt
Organism: Aspergillus alliaceus
Lineage: Eukaryota; Fungi; Ascomycota; Eurotiomycetes; Eurotiales; Aspergillaceae
Product: DUF2841 domain-containing protein
Exons: 3
Coding region: 1-1401 (466 amino acids)
Source: RefSeq, a predicted model, not a curated record